Saccostrea cuccullata (small rock oyster) is the source of this 1299-nucleotide messenger RNA. Its product is annotated as putative nuclease HARBI1. Bases 1 to 1299 code for a protein of 432 amino acids. Lineage: Eukaryota; Metazoa; Mollusca; Bivalvia; Ostreida; Ostreidae. The record is from RefSeq and is a predicted model, not a curated record. The transcript has a single exon.
AUGACAGUAGCUACCGUGCGGAGACUUCAACUGCUGCAAUAUUUGGGGGAACUUGAACAGAAUAUUGCUGAAAAUGACGAGGCAAUUGCCCAUUUAUUACACAACGGACACAACGGACGUCCACGGAGGCAAAGAAGAAGAUACUGGAUAAGACCAUGGAUCACUAGACGUACUCAGUAUGGACAUUUUGAUCGUCUGAUGAAAGAACUUGAAACGGAGGAUGUAUUGUCAUUCAAAAACUUCCUCAGAGUAGAGCCAGAUAUGUUUAGAGAGCUUGUAGACAGACUGAGUCCCAGAUUACAAAAACAAGACACGUGGUUUAGAAAGGCUUUGGAACCUGGAUUAAAGUUGGCCAUAACACUUUGGUAUUUAGCAACAGGAGAGUCAUACACAAGUCUUAUGUACGGAUUUCGAGUUCCACAUAAUACAAUUUCCUUGCUGAUUCGAGAAGUUUGUGAAAGUAUAAUAGCGGAAUAUGCUGAUGAAGUAAUUGCAUGUCCAACAACUACAGAUGAGUGGCAACAGAUAGCUGAGCAGUUCAAAAAUAGAUGGAACUUGGACCAUGUCCUUGGUGCUUUGGAUGGGAAGCAUAUUGCUAUAAAAUGCCCCCGAAACGGAGGUUCACUUUAUUACAACUACAAAGGGUUCCACUCCCUCAUUCUUAUGGGGCUUGUUGAUGCUGAUUAUAAAUUCAUUGGGGUUGACAUAGGUGCAAAUGGUUCUGCAUCAGAUGCUACUGUGUUUAACAACUUAGAAUUAAAAGAUGUCAUCGAAAAUCAAAAUAUUGGAUUUCCAGAAGCUGACCCCCUACCAAAUGAUAACAGAAACAUCCCGUAUUUCAUCGUGGGUGAUGACGCCUUCCCUCUCAGGACAUGGCUUAUGAAACCAUUUGCAAGAAGGACUUUGACCAAUGAGGAGCGUAUAUUCAACUAUAGACUCAGCAGAGCAAGGCGCGUUGUAGAAAACGCAUUUGGAAUACUUGCCAACAGAUGGCAAUGCCUCUUAGCUCCCAUGCACCAAGAACCAGAAACUGUUUCAUCUAUGGUAUUAGCAUGUUGCUGUCUUCAUAAUUUGAUGCGAAUGAGAUUUCCAAAUCUCCAAAACGAAAAUCUUGACCAGGAGGACCUAAAUCAUCACGUGGUUCCGGGGGCUUGGAGAAAUUGUGCAAACCUUACAGAUUUGGAUAACGUUGGUGGAUGCAAUCGAGCAACUAUAGCAGCAAAGACCCAGAGGCUCUACCUGAAGCACUACUACAACUCACCCGUUGGGGCGGUUCCCUGGCAGAAUGACAUGAUAUAA